AUGAGGAAAUGGAAAAUUGAGCAGAGCUUUUGCCUCCACCUUGACGUAGAAGAUAAAAAUUUAGACAAAACAAAUAAAAGACUUAAAACAAAAUCUUUCCAACAACGACAUCAUCUCCCAUUCUUUACCACUCAACUAAAACUGGACGCAUAUAUAGAUUAUAUAAUCUGCAAAAACAUUGAUGACCUGGACGGCGGUGUGGUGCAUGGUCGGCCGUUGGUCGGGAAUCAUGCGGCGGACCACAUCAUUGAACUAAUAGGAAACCGCAUUGUGGACCCCACCACAAUCGUUUCUUCUCCAUCCUUGUGGUAA
Messenger RNA from Sphenostylis stenocarpa, 312 nucleotides. The record is from the annotation of a GenBank genome assembly. Lineage: Eukaryota; Viridiplantae; Streptophyta; Magnoliopsida; Fabales; Fabaceae.